Molecule: messenger RNA, 2100 nt
Organism: Venturia canescens
Lineage: Eukaryota; Metazoa; Arthropoda; Insecta; Hymenoptera; Ichneumonidae
Product: SET domain-containing protein SmydA-8-like
Exons: 8
Coding region: 136-1608 (490 amino acids)
Molecular function (GO): protein binding
Source: RefSeq, a predicted model, not a curated record
CACGAUACAACUCGAAAUAAGACAGUCCAUUUUCUCAAGUGUACGCGAAAGCGCGUAAUUCGGCUGCUCUUGAUUCUUCUCUUCGAUCGACAACUGCUGCGUCGUCUCAUCGAGUUUUUUCAUCCAGGCUCGACAAUGCUGCAGCCGGAAGCUGUGAACGCUCUGUUGCUUCGUCAUUUAUCCGAGCACGGACUCCUCCCAAAAAAUCCAGAAGACAUGAGCUGGAUUAUUGGAAACUCAAAAUUGGGCGGACGUGGAAUGUUCGCCACUCGUGAUAUUGAGCAAGGCGAGCUCAUCUACGUGGACGCUCCCCUCGUAGUGGGCCCACGAUGUUACGACAAGUAUCUUCCGAUGUGCAUCACCUGUUACAAGUCCGAUUGUCCUCUCUUUCCUUGCGAGCGAGGCUGCGGACUCCCAGUGUGCUCCAACGAGUGUGAAGAUAAUUGGAAACACGCGGAAAUCGAGUGCGAAUAUCUUCGCAGUUGGAAGCCGAAGUGUGGCUCGAUGUGGUCGAUGGAACUGUUGCAAGCUGUUGUACCCAUCAGAGCUUUGGCCUUGGGCACCGAGCAACGAAACCUCGUCAAUGCCUUGGAGUGCCAUCCCCGCAAAUCCCGCGAGCUGGAGCUGCUGAAAAGAAAUAUCGAAUAUGAGAUAAACGGAGAGGAUGAAAAACUGAUGUUACGAGUUUGUCAAGUGUUGGAUACCGGUGCAUUUGAGACGGCUGCGCUCGUCGAGGAAAAAAUGUCGAUAAGUUUGCGAGGUCUUUAUCCACUGGGAGCGCUGCAAAACCACUGUUGCACUCCAAACACGAGACAUCAUUUUGAUCGACGACAAUAUUUGUACACGAGAGCUGCUUUUCCGAUAAAAAAAGGCGAGGAACUGACGAUGACUUACACCGAUCUUAUCUGGGACACAGGCAUGAGAAAACAGUAUUUAAAAAUGUCGAAACAUUUCGAUUGUUACUGCGAAAGAUGCUCAGAUCGUACGGAAUUCGGUACUCAUUUGAGCGCUCUGAGGUGCGCGAAUAUCAAAUGUUUCGGUAACAUGUUUGCGAACGAGCCUUUAAAGCCGGAAAGUUCGUGGACGUGCGAGGACUGCGAGCAAAAAGUUUCCGGUAGGCAGGUGAAAGCAAUACGUUCCGGACUCGCGUCAAUAGUAAAAGAAACGUUGUACAAAGCACCCAGAGAAAUAUUGGAAUUCGUCGAAGGUGAAUUGGCAAUAUUGGUGCCGGCUACCAGCUCGAUGAUGAUGGACAUGAAAUUCCGGAUUGUUUCGUACUUCGGUAGAGCUGACGGGCUUUCUUGGCGCGAUUUAUCAGACGCAGAGCUUCGUACCAAAACAAAAUAUUGCGAAGAGCUGGUACACCUUUUGGAUAAUCUCGGUUGCGGAGAUUGUCAGAAAAAGGGUCUCAUUUUAUACGAAUGGUACUGUACAAACGUGGAAAUUGAGAGGCGGAACUGUCGCGACAAAGACCCUGACUCGACGUUGGAGCAGCCAGACUCUCGGGAUUAUGGGAGCAAUUCAUUUAUUUUGCAAAAGGCUGUUGAUAUAUUACGAGACGACAUUGCUGCACCCGACGAUCUCUCUCUCAUUAAAACAGCGGAUUGAACAGUUUCUCGACAUUCCGAAGCAACGAAUCAUCAAGCAGAGGAGCCUCGAGGGGGAAGAAAAUUAAGAAUCUUCCACUAGCCAGGACUGAUUGCAAGAGUAUCGAUCAAACAUUUGUUCCUCGUACGCUCCAAUUAUUAUUGUCCCUUAAUCGCAAAUAGUCAGCAACCUUUUCCAUAAAUAAUUCUAUUGGCGAUAAAAAUUUGUUCCGAUUAGCAAAAGUAAUGUUAUUUACUCAGCGGUUUUUACUUAACUAGGAAAGUAUGCCUAUUGGUAUUGGUGGGAUAUACCAUGAUUUUCUAUUUAUUUAUAAUUAUUUUCGAAAUAAAUCAACUAACUAUACUCAUUCACAAUACCCUAUAAAAUUUGUAAACUACAACGAAUAACUCGUUAUUAAUAAUCGAUCGAAGAAACAGUGUCCUAGACAACACAGUACCCAUGAAACUUUUACACACCAAAAAAAGAAUAAAAUAACGUGUAUGUAUAUACGAA